AUUGUCAUGACUGUAAGCUACACUGCAGAAGUUGCAACUUGCAAGAAAUUCGGAUGCUUUAUAAAGCUGCUGGCAAGAUGGAGAGGAAGCAUUUACAAAUUAGUGUGGAUGGAUCUGCUUCUCUUUCUCUUCCUUUACUACGCCAUCAAUCUGAUAUAUAUCUAUGUAUUGGACAGGGACUCGCAAAAGACCUUUGAAAGUGUGGUGUAUUAUUGUGCCAGCUAUAGCAGUUUUAUACCGCUCUCCUUUGUUUUGGGUUUCUAUGUGAAUUUGGUGAUGACCCGGUGGUGGGAGCAGUAUAUAACAAUCCCUUGGCCGGAUUCUGUGGCCGUAUAUGUCAGUGCUCAUGUCCAUGGCCAGGAUGAAAGAGGUCGUGUUAUGCGCCGCACAGUAAUGCGUUAUGUGUGCUUAUGUCUGACUAUCGUGUUUUCGAUGAUUUCGCCGGGCGUAAAGAAACGUUUUCCCAAACUGAAACAUUUGGUGGAGGCCGGCCUGCUCUUGGAGAAUGAGAAGAAAAUCAUUGAAGCUAUGGAUAGUGCUUUCCCGAAGUACCCCAAACAUUGGAUGCCCAUUAUAUGGGCGGCCAGUAUUAUCACCAGGGCUCGCAACGAGGGUUUAAUAAGGGAUGACUUUGCCGUCAAGACUAUUAUAGAUGAAUUGAAUAAUUUUCGUGGCCGGUGCGGUACAUUAAUGUACUACGAUUUUAUCAAUAUCCCCUUGGUCUACACUCAGGUCGUAACAAUAGCGGUCUACUCCUUUUUUGUGUGCAGCCUUUUAGCUCACCAAUGGACUGAGUUCAAGAAGAACACCUACGAGGGUUUAGAUUUUUAUAUGCCGCUCUUUAUAACUUUACAGUUCUUCUUCUAUAUGGGCUGGUUGAAAGUGGCCGAGACAUUAAUAAAUCCCUUCGGGGAAGAUGACGAUGAUUUUGAAAUUAAUUGGAUGAUUGAUCGCAAUCUACAAGUGUCCUAUUUAAUUGUGGAUGAGAUGCACCACGAACACCCCGAAUUGGUGAAGGAUCAAUACUGGGAUGAAGUCUAUCCUAAUGAACUGCCUUACGAAUCGGAAUCUAAACGAGAACAACACCCCCAGCAUUCCACAGCUAAAUAUGAUGUAGAUGAAGAAUCGUCACUAAAUACUGAUAGCAAACACACUCCCAUCGAACAACCGGAAUCUCUUAGCAUUAUUGGAGGGGAACUUGUCAAUACAACACUGCAGAAAUUAUCCAAGGGUUCACAGUCAUCAGAAGAACAUUUACUAAACCAAAAUUCUUCUUCGGAUGUAGAGAGUGUACAGAAAAUAAUUUCAUACAGAUCUUCGGAGUUUUCAGAAAACAUUCUAUGGAAUAGGGAUGAAAGCGAGGGCAAGUCAAAAAUAAAUAUAGAAACUGUUUCCGUAGAGUCUAAGCAAGACAGACAACACGAACAAAUUAAUUCCUCAGAGGUGCAGCAAGUAGAGGAAACCCAGAACACUUCUGAAAGUGAUUCUGAGGUCGAUCUCUUUGAGCGGUUACGCCUCGAACGUCAACGGCAACGCACACAAAGAAUGCAUGAUUUUCUAGAGCGCUAUUUUGGUUCACAGUUUAAAAUUGAAAUGCCAAAAGUUUCCCAAGAAAGUACAGCCAACAUGAAAAUGUCCUAUCACACUACCAUUGAAUGA
Musca vetustissima is the source of this 1659-nucleotide messenger RNA. Its product is annotated as bestrophin-4-like. The record is from RefSeq and is a predicted model, not a curated record. The transcript has 7 exons. Lineage: Eukaryota; Metazoa; Arthropoda; Insecta; Diptera; Muscidae. Bases 7 to 1659 code for a protein of 550 amino acids. Gene Ontology annotation, molecular function: chloride channel activity.